AUGCCUCCUAGGAAGAAGCAAAGACGCGCAGCUCCCGACACGCCGCAACCAGAGGACUCAAAGCAGUCGGCUUCGACAGCCAGCGCAAGAGACAGCGCGCAAAAGUCAGAUACGGAAUACGACUUGGUCAAUGACCCGUGGACAGAUGAGCAAGAAACUGCGCUGCUAAAGGGCCUGGUCAGAUGGAAGCCUGUUGGAAUACACAAACAUUUUCGAAUGAUCGCCAUUUCUGAAUAUAUGAAGAGCCAGGGUUAUGCGCCAGUGAAUGAAGAGCAUACGCGCAUCCCAGGGAUAUGGAAAAAACUCGAUUCGCUCUAUAAUCUUUCUGCACUUGACGAAAUGGAAGAUUCAGUCAUUACACCGGACGCUGAAGAGUCGGAUGAGUCUGAGUACUGUCCUUUUGAACUGCCCGACCACGAAUACGGUGAAAUGAUGUUUGCCAGACGGCUGGCAUCCCGACGAUCAGAAUCGGCCGACACGUCUACACACCCGGAGUCUAGGAGAGGCAGUACAGUCGCCGAUACCGAUGAACCCAACUCAUCCCCCGCACCGUCACGAGGCCGUCGAGGCAAAUCAACACGAUCAUCCACCCGCGGUACGCGCACGACGAGAUUACAAGUAGAAGUCGAGAAGCCAUCGCCAAGCCAUGCCAGCGAGGACGAGGAAAUGGAAGACGCGGAUGCCAACGAAGGCGACGACGAAGAAGGUGAUGAGAAUACGGACGGUGGGGAGGACAACGAGGAAGAGGAACAAGACGCAGAGACUCCCAGCUCCCCAGCAGCACGCAACACUCGCACUCAGACGACAAAAUCUAACAAAAAGGACAAGAAAGGUGCAAAUACAGCAGCCGGCGCUACAACGAGGCGCACUGGAAGGCGGCGUUGA
Molecule: messenger RNA, 885 nt
Organism: Talaromyces rugulosus
Lineage: Eukaryota; Fungi; Ascomycota; Eurotiomycetes; Eurotiales; Trichocomaceae
Exons: 4
Coding region: 1-885 (294 amino acids)
Biological process (GO): regulation of transcription by RNA polymerase II
Cellular component (GO): nucleus; NuA4 histone acetyltransferase complex
Source: RefSeq, a predicted model, not a curated record